Molecule: messenger RNA, 5733 nt
Organism: Schistocerca nitens (vagrant locust)
Lineage: Eukaryota; Metazoa; Arthropoda; Insecta; Orthoptera; Acrididae
Gene: shu
Product: inactive peptidyl-prolyl cis-trans isomerase FKBP6
Exons: 8
Coding region: 146-1552 (468 amino acids)
Molecular function (GO): peptidyl-prolyl cis-trans isomerase activity; protein binding
Source: RefSeq, a predicted model, not a curated record
CCUGCCCACCACUGGUGUUUACUGUUUUGUAUCGUUAGAUUCGGCCAUGUGCUGCUGAGAGGAAGUUUGUUUUUGUGUAUGCUUGCGUUAUUGUUGUGGACAGGAACAAUAGUUUAUCUGAUUUACGCUAUCCUUUUUCCUCACAAUGGAUCCAGACCAGUCUGAUGAUGGCUUUGAUUUUGAGGAAGAAGCCCAACCGUGUACAAGACUUACAGACGGCAUAAAUCUCCAAGAACUGAUAAGUAACUCCUCUGCAACAUUUGAGGUAAACACGAGUAGUGAAGCUGCACUUGAAGAGAGUUAUGGAAGUUACUUCAGUGAAAAAGAUGUACUGGACUAUGUCAAUUUAGACUGUGUUGAUGCCGGUUCAGAUGAUGAAACAAUAGGGCAAGGAGCUCCGGAGAAUACGCCAUUUGAAAGAAUUGCUACCAAAAUGAAGAACAUUACAGAAGAUGGAAAAGUUAAGAAAAGAGUUAUUAAACCAGGUAAUGGGCCAAUGGUAGAAAAAGACUCUGUUGUAAUGAUAAAUUACAAUGCUUAUGUGGAAUACAGUGAAGAGCCCUAUGACUCUUCAUAUUUGCGAGGACGCCCAGUAAGACAAAAAAUGAAUGAAGGAAACUUCAUAGCAGGUUUAGAGGUUGGAAUAAGCACUAUGAAGAAGGGUGAAGUGGCGCAGUUUUUAAUUCAUCCGGAUUAUGGAUAUGGCAAGCUAGGAUGUCCUCCACGAAUACCACCAGAGGCUGAGCUUCUAAUACAAGUUGAGUUACUGCGUAUCACAGAUCCAAGUUCACUUGAAACAGUUGUUCAGAGUGAAGGAAGUGAAAAACCUACAUUUGAUCAAAUAAUAAAGAAAGCUGAAAGCUUGCACAUUAUGGGAAACGAUUUGUACAAAAAAAACACUGUGAGUGCAGCAAUAUCAAAAUAUCGAAAGGCAUCGUCAAUUCUUAACAGCAUGAAUUUGGCUAAUGAAGAAGAACAAAAGAAACAGCAGAAGCUACUUUGCAAAUUGCAUAUAAAUUCAGCAAUAUGUUACAACAGGAUCAAUAACUAUAGAAUGGCAUGUGUUACUUGCCGACUGGCUCUUGAUAUUCAGCCAAGGAAUGCCAAAGCACUUUUCAACUAUGGGCGAGCAUUGAUUGGCUUAGGAGAUUACAACCAAGCAAAAUCUUUCUUAACGAGAGCACAGAGGGAAGAAAGAAAUAACAGAGAAAUCAAUGAAGAACUGGAAAAGCUGGACAAGAAGAUGAGGGCUUACAAGAAUGAUAUGUCUGCCAUAUCCAAGAGGAUGUUCAGCAUGGAGCUGUCACAAAAAGAUAAUAAACCUGAGGGCAAAGAAAACUACAGUAUUUCUGCAUUUGCAAACGAUGUGAAAAAAUGGCUUGAUUCAUUUGUUAAACAGCCAAAUGUUCAAACUCUGCCAUUGCCAAGUGGCAUGACACAUGAAGAGGUGGCAGCAUUCAAAACAGAAGCAGAAAAGCGUGGGCUUCAGUGGCAAGUGUCAUUCACCAAAGGGCAACGGCAAAUUUAUGUUGUGAAACCUCCUCCUCAGUGAUUCCCAUAUCCGGCGAUUGGCCUUGCUUGGAAAUGAAAUUAAAGACUGUUACUAUUAGCUUACAAACACUGAAAUAGAUGGACUGUAAAGUACAAGAUUUCUCUUUAGUUUUGUUCAGUGGGUUCAGUGUUGCAGUAUGCACUCUGAAAAAGAAUUGUAAUGUUCACGGAGAAUGUAACUUAUUUUGUAUCUCCUUUAUUUGAUUUAUAAUUUGUAUGCAAGCAGCAAUUCUGAAUAUCUAUGGUUUUUUUUUAUCUACUUCAUCUGUGGACAACAGAGGUUUUGGUGUCAUACUCAGAGGUUCAAAAUAACUGUUCAAAGUUUCCAUCUCCCCAUGUUACUGUUGAUUUAUUUUUAAAUCAAUAUUCUUGGAAUAGAUUUUCAUGUUAAAUUGUUUUUGUAGCUGCUAUUCAGAGAAUCAUUUUUUACUGAAAAUGUAGUUUGUGCAGUUUUUCAUGCUAGCUCGGCACUCUAGUCAUCCAUCAACAAACGUGUGGAGAUUAUGGCAUACUCUACACGUGUCAGCAGAUACCAACCUUUGUGGUCAACCAUCAUUUCAGCAGAUGAGUAGACCCUGUGCCAUUGUUCAUUCUUUUUAUUUUUAAUCAAGGUAUUUUGUGAAAACAUAAUUGCUAUGUAGAAAUAUAUGAGAUUAUUUUCUGCUGCUAUUUUAAAAAGCAGUUUAAGCUUCAGUUAUAUGAAAUAUUUAAAAAUUCAUUGUUUGUAAUGUCAUUGCAGUACUUGGUAACACUGCAUGGGGAAGCUGGAGAUUACCUUUUGUCUUUUUUUUUUUUAAAUUGGUCAAGAAACAUUUGUUCACAAUAUCAGUGAAGAUAUUAGUUAUGUUCAUGAAGAAUCUAGUCUUUCUCAUCAUUUGUGGGUUUUUAUAUGUUUAAAUAUUGAUCUGCACACAUUUGUUUUCCUCUGGUCAUUAUUACACUAUUUAUAGUAAUGGCCUUCAGUGUGAUGCUCAUUCCAACUUAAUGGCAUAUACUUCCUAACGGGAGAUCCAACUAGUACCACCAAAACACUUUCAUUGGUGACUCAGGUGUCCUAUGCAAGAGCCCACUAGGCAUAUUGAUGGACUGUAAAGUACAAGAUUUCUCUUUAGUUUUGUUCAGUGGGUUCAGUGUUGCAGUAUGCACUCUGAAAAAGGAUUGUAAUGUUCACGGAGAAUGUAACUUAUUUUGUAUCUCCUUUAUUUGAUUUAUAAUUUGUAUGCAAGCAGCAAUUCUGAGUAUCUAUGUUUUUUUUUUUUUAAUCUACUUCAUCUGUGGACAACAGAGGUUUUGGUGUCAUACUCAGAGGUUCAAAAUAACUGUUCAAAGUUUCCAUCUCCCCGUGUUACUGUUGAUUUAUUUUUGAAUCAAUAUUCUUGGAAUAGAUUUUCAUGUUGUUUGCGAGAUAGAAUUUUCUCAACAAGAGUGGAUUUGCCUAUAUUUGUGUCACCAUAUAAAUAUAGUUGUUUCUUACGAACCAUUUUGGACCGAAAGGCCUCAUUGUACCAACGGACCACGCGGCCCGCCCAGCCAUUAUACUUCAGGUGACACUCGGUAAGAGCACGAACCACAAACUUCUUAGCCUGAAAUGAUUCGAAGUAUAUUUCAAUAAAUCUAAUGCGAGACCAAUUGUUCACAAGAAAUGAAUCUGUAUAAUCAAUAUAUUCAGUACGUUCCGCCCAUCGACGAAGACGAACAUUAAACGACAGCGCCGAGUCAUUGCAAUUUGAAAUUGGUUCCGGAUCUGAUUUAGUAAUAUAUAUCAAAGCAUUUUUUCUACUACGACAUUUUUGUACGUCAAAAACACCAUUUAUACUGCCAAACAUAAAUUCCAGACCGGAUCUAACAUCUGCCAAUAGUUUCGCUUCACCUAACUUUGUAUCACCCUGAAAGAGGGGUUCGUCAUAGGUGCUUGUCUACAUGCUUGUUUCAAAACUAAGUCGUUGAGCAGCCAAGUACUGUCGUGGAACUUGUUGCUGUCUUUGACAAGUUUCCAGAAUGUGCUGCAGUCUUCAUUGAGCCCCUUUCAUUUGUUGCAGUCUAUAUAAAAGUUUUCAUAUUGUGCUUGAUGCACUCUUUCAAGCACAGUGCAGAUCUUCUAGGUGGUCUCAUGGUAAGUGCUAUCUUAGCAGUGAGUGUAAGGGAAGAUGGGAGAGGUCCACAUGAUGCAAGUGUCCUUGUCACCACAUACACUGUUCCUUGAGGUGGCGGUGAUAUCUAGUAUCUUCAAAGUAUUCAAGACUGUCUCAUUUGUCACAUGAUCCCUCCAUGUUAUCCCUAGAAUAUUUUGUAAGAAGAGCAAAUUAAAGAUGUUGAGCUUACAUUCUUGUAUAAUCAAACAAUGGAAAAUCCAGGAUGGAAUGUAACAAUAUUAUGAGAAGGAAAGUUACUACUAACCAUAUUGCGGAGAUGCUGAGUCGCAGAUAGGCACAACAAAAAGACUCUCACAAUUAAAGCUUUCGGCCGUUGAUGCCUUCAUCAUCACCACACACACACACACACACACACACACACACACACACUUCUUGUUUAGCAUAUAAUAUCCAAGCCAUACACGGGGAUGCUCAGCACAUGUACUGGAUAGACUAGUAUUUUUGUGGGCACCAUGUGAUGGUUGUUGCCCUAUAUUCUUAUGUGGAGUGCCUUGAAUGUAUUUGCUGCUUUGCCAGUUCUUGCAUUUAUUUCAUCCUCCAGAGAGAGACCUCCAACACCAGUGAGCCAACGUAGCAGAAUUUGUCACCUACAUUCAACAAGGAACCACCCAUUUUUGUGGUAGGCAUAGCCAUGUAUCCUUGCAUCACUCUCAAGACUUCUUUACAUCCACGUAGAGAAGAGCUUGUACACAAUAGCAGAUUUGUCCAUAAACCUUUGAAAGUCAUCUUGAGUUAGUGCUACAAAUGCUGUAUCGUCUGUGAAUAAAAAGUUACAUAUAGGUAAGUCCUCACUAUAGUGGUUAGGUCGGAAUAGCAACAUCUUGUAGUUUCCCAUCAACACUGGUUUGUAUAUGUAUAUCCAGGUUUGUUUCACCAAAAGCAAGAUCGAGAAGUAGUGAGAAGAAUAUACAAACAUGGCAGGGGCUAGUAUGCAACCUUGACCAACUUCUCUUUGCACAGCAAACAGAUCAGAUGUGCUUCCAUCAAAUAUUACAGCGCCCUCUAUACCAUUGUGAAAGCCCUGUCAUCUUAAGAAGAUUUGGAGGACACAAUACGUUCACUAGUAAAAUGACUGUCAAAUGUUUUAUGUAGAUCGAUGAAAACCAUGAACAGUGGGAUCUUCUGCUCACAACACGUUUCCUGAAUUUGUUGCAAUGUGGAGAUAAUAUCAUAUCACUGAGCUUGAAACCCACGUUGAGACUCGGGAUCCAUUCUGUCUGGCAUCACAUGGAUGAAUACUUUGCUGACGAUACUCAGUAGUGAAAUUCAGCAGCAGCAAUUGUGAUCACCAUGCUCACCGUCACUUUUACUUUUGUAUAGUGUGACGAUGUUGGGAUCAUGCAUGUCCUGUGGCACAGCCCAACAUUUAAGAUUGUAGAGUGCUGGAAGGAGAGGUAUCAGUUUGAUAAGUUAUGUGUGGAUGUUUUCUUUACCAGAACAUUUCCAGCAUUUAAGCCAUGCAACCCUUUGAAGCUCCUCCUUAGUAGGUCAGGUGUCCAGGUCGUAGUAAACUGACAUUUGAGAUUUCACCUUUUGCAUUUGGGCUGAUGUUGGUCAGGGUCAAUAGAGACCACUGUAAGUAUUCCACCCAUCAUUGAAAUUGUCAAUUACAAUCUGUGAUUACUGUUCCAUGAUCUCCUUAAGUGGGGCAUUCUUGUUAGAAGUGGGUUCAGUGGCACUUUUGAUACCUAAGUGUAGCCCACCAAUGUUCCCUGCAGUGGCACACACCUGUAUAUUUGUGCAAAGUUCCUCCCAGUACCAUGUUAAUGCAAUUUCUAAGUGUUAGGCAACUUUCACGUGGCACUCAAACCCUUGCAACGUUACUCACAAUAUUUAAACAAAACAAAGGCAAUUGCUCAGUGAACUUUCAUUUAAAAUAGCCCAAAACAUAACCUGAAAUGAAAAACUGCCAAAAACUGUUUAUAUUUUUAUAAAAAUUAAGUUCGUAAGAAACAAUGUGUUUAUAUUUUACAAAUGUGUAACAUACCAUGUUUUGGUAUAUUUUUCUAAAUACAUCAAUAUAAUAAUU